CCCGCGACAAGUUCACGAGGACCCCCUUUUGUUCCCCAGGCACCGCUUUUUUGCCUUUUUUAAGGCUUCCUAAAAACGUGAAGCUUGCUCAGAGGGGGGCGGGAGGUUUGUGACGGGUCCCGGAGCGGGCUGCGCGGCUCGGGGGGUGCCCGGGUCCCCCCAGCUGUCCCGAGAUGGCUUCCAUCUAAACCCCCAGCGCCUGAAUAACAUCCUCACGCCCUAACAGCAAAGCAGAGGGGCUCGCCGGUAGCGGGUCCGAGCUGUGCCCGGGCCACGCUGGUGCCUCACGGUCUGCCAGGGAGCGUCCCGGCCCCGAAGCGGCUCUGCGAGGAGCGGUAACACAGCGGGUGGCAGCCGGCCUGCGCUCGGCUGGCUCCUGGGGCAGCCUGUACACGAGGCUGUGUUUCUGUUGGCACUACAGAGCGAUCUCUCUAUAAAUAAGGCUUUCCUUUAAUCCCUUAAGGAAAUCUGAAGCGCCCCUCAAGACCCGGUUCGGUUCAAACUGAUAACCUAGAUGGCAAAGCCAGGAGCGCAGCUACACAGUAGGUUUUUAUUUUUUUUUUUAAAUCACAUUAUUUUUAUUACGUUUAAGAAAGUCUGGAAGUUAAGGGGACAAAAAGCACUCCAGCUCCUGAAAGCAGCAGCCUGCCCACAGGUCUGCGUUACCUGAGAGGACAGUUUGUCCCAACCCGUGCCUUCAGCGGAGGAGCUCUGGCUGGGUGUGCCUGGGUGGCUGAGAGUGAUGUGCGUGCGCCUGGAGGUGGAAAGGCACGUUGAGGGAUCCAGAAGGCAGUGGGAAAUAUUUAUCCUGUGGAUAGCCACUUACUAAGGCUCCGAUGAGAGCAGGGGAAGUGUGGAGGAGUGGAAGAGGCAGGCAGAGCUGCUGAGAGCGUUUUGGAAGCAGGCACCUGUUGCGGUGCUGGAAAAAGCCGAGUACUCAAUGCUGGGGAUGCAACCUGCACUUCUGGGGUCUCAAGUCCACGGGUGAGCAUUACAGAACCGCUUUAAUUGCAUUUGGCCACGUGUAUUAAAAGAGGUGUAACGUUCCUGGCAAGAGAUGUCCAUGUGAGUCUCUUCAGCCUGAAAUAACUCAGGGUCGCUUGCAAGAAGUUUCAAGUGGAGGCUGUGGUGUGAAGUAGCCCGUGCGGCGCUACAGACUCGAUUUAUUGGAACUGACACAAAGUUCACGUACCCAUGCACACCGAGUGUGGCCAAGCGUGUCCCUGAGUGGGAGUGGAGGAAGCGCUGGCUCCAGCUGCUCAGGCUUAAAACGGGCGCUGCUGAGCCCCGGCUGGACGCGUUUCCUGGGCUCUUUGCUCGGGCUUAGUUCGAGUUGCGGGUGAUCAGCCGACUGGUUGGCAGCAAACCUGGUAGUGUCCCUGCGGGAAACAAUGAAAGGUUAUUGGCAGCUACAGCUGCAUCGAUCGAUGACACGUGCAGAGGGUCUUGUGGGGGCAGCGGUCCCCACCCGUGCUCCGUGGGGGACUGCACCUCAAUCGGCAAGUAGCCUGAUAGUGUACGAGACACAGAUCAUCCGUGUACGUGGCUGGCUCUGCUGGCAUAAGCCCUUUCCAGGCAUCUUAUUUUUAUCUUCAUAUUUUAUCAAAGUGUUUGAAUUAUUCCGUGCCAUAGCACAGCAGUCGCCAGGGUUUCAUUGGCUGUAGUAACAGCUGUAUGCUCAGCGAUAGCAGAAGCGGCUACUGAAGUGGCAGUGUUACGCAUUUCAGAUAAUAGGAUCUCGUAUUAUAUUAGCAAUGUGUCUGAAAAUGACUUGUCUAAAUGAUCACAUUUACUCCUGGUGAGAGAUGCGUGCCCUCAGGCGUGACCUGGUGCGCUGUGUUCCUCCUGCGUUUUAGGGAGAAAGUUUCAGCUGGUCUGUUGAGGAAGAGAGUUCUUCAGGGUGGAAAGGACCCACAGGAAAGAAAGUUCGUCUUUAUCUUUAGAAACAGAAUUAUCAUCUUCCAAAGUAAUGCUAGGUAAGAACACAGCAAGCUUGCGCUCCAUGUUUGUUAUUGUGACUUCAGGUCUUUAAAGCACCGUUUUGCUGCUGGGAAGAGGGGCGAAGCUCUGUGUCGGGUAUUUUCAGAAGCUCUUAGAGCUGCGUUACUAACAGCUGCUCAGUGAAGUUCUCGCCGUGUCGAGUCUCUGUGCGAACGUUCGCUCCUUUCACUUGCCUCUUCUGUCUCACACCCCAGGCAGAGGUGUGCAUGGCGAAGUGAUGCUAAGCAGAGCUGCAGCUAAAAGCGGAGCGAGGCGCGUUCUUGAGACCGGCAGUCUCCUCUGGCGGCACUGUCAGCAGCUCACCCCAGGCAGUGCCGUGAGCGGGAGUUCCUAUUCUUGGCCUCGCACGGUGGUUGAAUUCACUGAAACCCUUGGAAACUUAUCUCCAGCGUGGAAAGUAGAGUUGGAUUUUUCCCUUGUGCCUGCCUGUACCUGGAGAGUCGAGGCGUGAGCUAGGUGUCCCCGGGAGCUCGUGAGCUGCGUCUGGGAUGAAUCGAGUCCCCACGCUUCGGGGCUGCUCGUAUGGGUGCGGAUGGCUCCUACAGCUGACGGUCCUGGGCUUGCUGUGCACUCCUCUGCCUGCUCUGAAGGGAGUGGCGGUGUUCAUCCCACAGAAGAAAUUGGAGAGCUUACAGAAGGGUCUCCAGGAGUACAGCUGAGUCUGAGGGCGUGCUGUAGGUGAUGCAUUAGAAAUAGCAUCGCCAAUGGGGCGAAGUGAUUGUGUCUGCGCGGGUGAAAACCUCCUGCGUAGAAAGGCACUUGCAUGCAACAGGCAGCGUGGGGAAACCUUUGGGCAGCAAAACCAACAAAUGAUUUGUGUUAGUGACCGAGGGUGCAGAGAGGUGGCAAGGACAGCUGAAAGGUGUGCGGAGCGCUGGGAGCGUGGAAGGAAGCCAUCCAUACACACUUACUCAUAUUUACCGCCUCCAUGCCCGGCAGAGGCAGCAGCACGCCGCCCUCCUGGAAAGCAUUCCUUAACCGGGAGAAAGACAAAGUGCACUCGGCUUCUGGAGGAGCGGGGAGCAAAUGCUAAUUCCUUUUCAGGGUCUGUUGCCAUGGGGAGUCAGUCCAAAUCCUUUCUAAUGCCUUCCUCAGCAGCGAGUUGUGCUGACACACGCUUUUCAUGACUUCCCGGAAAGAGCGGCGAAAUGAAACAAAAGCCCCGUCAGAAUUAGCAGCCGCAGGAAGGUUUAGGUUAGCGGGGCAGGACAGGUAAGACACUCGUCCGGGACCCGGCCCGGCACAGCCCGGCCUCCUGCCACCGCCGGGUGGGCGACGCGGGGUGGGAGCUCGUUUGGGGCAGGUGGCGAGGUCUGUGCGCCCCUCUGGGGCGGGCGUCAGCCCUGCUGCCUGAUCCGAGCUGCCCCGAGGGGCUGCGCAGGGCCUCCCGGAGCAGGGCUACAGCAGGUGGGAGGCAGGCUGCUGCUGCCGCCUCUUCUUGGCUUCUCAACACCUUCGGCACUGGCCGGGUGAGGUUGGGUACGGUUUCCUGGGUGCCCCGAGGGGCUUGCGUAAACAAGCAACUGACACCAGUCUGUCUUCGGCUCGUGAAGGAUGUGUGACUAGGAUUAAUGUUUAGUGCCCUGAUAAGGAAAUUACCAAAAUAUCAGUUUAAAACAAACAAAAAGCCCGUGCCAUCACCACCACACGCACAACCCCCCCCCCCCCCAAACAAAAAACCAAAGGCACACCUCAACUUCAUAUCUCUAAAAAGCCUGAUGUGCCAUAUCUGUGUCCUAAAUCCAAACUCUUGUGAGCUUUUCCUUUUGUAUAGACAACUCUGACUCCUAGGAGUUUCCGAUUGCUUCCAGCUAAACCCACAGGAAAUUUCUCUUCCCACUGUGUGGCUCGCACACCGCCACCACCUUCAGAGCCAUCGCUGCUGUGCCAGUGCAGCCGUCCUCGGGGCCGCGUGGCAAAUUAGAUCAGGGACUGCUCUGGAAGGAAAAUAAACCAGCUAAAAACUUGUUAUUCCUCUAGGAACUGGAGGAAUUCUGGAGGAAUAAAAAUAAGAGAAGGAUCAGGUACUAGAUGGUUUUCCCUUCUAUUACCAGCUGUUAUCAAUAAUCUGGUUUUGUGCUGGUGACAUUUAUGAAUAAAUACUUGCUGUUGAAAAGGGGGUGUAAUUUGGGGGAUUUUUUUAAAGCUUUUUAUUUAUACUACAAGAUACUUUAAAUUCUAGAAAGAAUCUCUGUAUACUAUGGAUACUUACAAAAAACAAACUUAGUAAGGUAGCUGAGGCUUUCUCUGGAGGUUUCAGACUGGAGGUUUCAGGCUGGUUUUGGCCGUGGGAGGUGCUGGUGUCCUGUUGGCAGGACCCAUUUGUGCUGUCAGACUGACUUAAUGUUACCUGUUGAAGUGCUUCAGCAAUGAGAAGCGGAGAGGGAGCUGAGAAGAGAGGAGGUUAGCAAUCUGCAGCCUGCGGACUGCUCACGGAGCUUUAACUACCACUUCAGUUUUCGGAGCGCUCUCCAGAGGGCUCGAACCAAGUUCCAAGCGCUCGAUGGGCGCGUGCUGAAUUCCCUCUUCACAUUAGGGGCCUGCGCAGUGUCCAGGUGAAAUAGUGCAGCGAACUAUUUAGAUUAUGCCGCGGCUUUAUGAAAUAGUUGAGUGCUAACCAUAACCGUCCGCGCCGCGAACACGCUUCUCUCCCCCUCCAUCUGCUGGUGCGCUGCGGUGGGACCGAUUCCCUCGGACGAGCUUUGAAAGGGCAGGCGCAGAGCGCUGAGCCCUGGGGCCAUCGGGUUCUUGGUGUUAAGGCCCUUGUAACAUGAAGCAUCUAGCACGACCUAGACAGAGCAUAUACAUCCUCCGCUGAAUUCAGAAGUACCUUAUACAUUUAGCUCUGCAAAUUGUGGAAUCAAUUUCAUAGAACAACACAUAACAAAAUAUCCCGUGUGAGGAGUUCCCCCACUGUCUUAGUAAGAAAAUCAUCUCUCCAACAUAUAUCUACAUGGACGUACGUAUGCAGGUGUCAGUUGAGUUAUUUUUUGUAUCAAACUUCUCUGAGCAAAAUGAGUUCACUUCCAGUAACAACCUGGGGAGUACCGCUCAGCAGAGCUAGUCACAGCCAGGGCUCUGCUCUUUUGGAGGACAUCUCCUGCGGAACACAGGGCUCAGGGCACUAACAUCCCGUGCCGGGGUCAGAGCUGGCCCUGCGGAAAUUAUUUUAGGUAGCUGUCUUUGAUGGUGAGCAGAAAGUCUUCUCACGAUGAGUUACUGGAGUCUGGAUAAGAAAAGCUGUCUGCAGUACUGCCGGCACUUCUUGGUGGACAACGGGGUGUUUCACGUUGAAAGAUGCAUGAGUGUUAUGCAGUCUGGGACUCAGAUGGUUAAGCUGAAGAGUGGAACCAAAGGGCUCGUUCGUCUCUUCUACCUGGAUGAGCACAGAACCUGCAUCCGAUGGAGACCGUCCAGAAAAAGUGAAAAGGCAAAAAUUGUCAUCGAUUCCAUUUACAAAGUGACCGAAGGCCGGCAGUCCGAAAUCUUCCACCGCCAUGCAGAGGGGAACUUUGACCCGAGCUGCUGCUUCACCAUUUACCACGGCAACCACCUGGAGUCCCUGGAUCUGAUUACCUCCAACCCAGAGGAGGCUCGCACCUGGAUCACGGGGCUGAAAUAUUUGAUGGCUGGAAUAAGUGAUGAGGACUCGCUUGCUAAGCGACAGAGAACACACGAUCACUGGGUGAAACAGACCUUUGAGGAGGCUGACAAGAACGGAGAUGGCCUGCUGAACAUUGAAGAGAUCCACCAGCUGAUGCACAAACUCAACGUUAACCUGCCCCGCAGGAAGGUCCGGCAGAUGUUUCAGGAAGCUGACACAGAUGAGAACCAAGGAACCUUAAAUUUUGAAGAAUUUUCAGUGUUUUACAAGAUGAUGUCCUUACGUCGAGAUCUCUACUUGUUGCUUUUAAGCUACAGUGACAAGAAGGAUCACCUCACUGUUGAAGAACUUGCUCAGUUUCUAAAGGUGGAACAAAAGAUGAAUAACGUGACGCCAGAAUAUUGUCUUGACAUCAUACAGAAGUUUGAGGUGUCAGAAGAAAACAAGGAGCAGAACGUUCUUGGGAUUGAAGGUUUCACCAACUUCAUGCGCAGUCCUGCUUGUGACGUAUUCAACCCAUUGCACUGCGAAGUGCAUCAGGAUAUGGAUCAGCCCCUCUGUAACUAUUUCAUUGCUUCAUCUCACAACACGUACCUGACGGGAGACCAGCUGCUGUCCCAGUCCAGAGUGGAGAUGUACGCGCGGGUGCUGCAGGAUGGCUGUCGAUGUAUCGAAGUGGAUUGCUGGGAUGGUCCAGACGGAGAGCCGGUAGUGCACCAUGGGUAUACGCUUACCUCUAAAAUACUCUUCCGUGAUGUGGCAGAAACUAUCAAUAAGUAUGCUUUUGUCAAAAAUGAGUUUCCAGUGAUACUGUCUAUUGAGAAUCAUUGCAGUAUCCAACAGCAGAAGAAGAUUGCUCAGUACUUGAAGGAGAUAUUUGGUGACAAAUUGGACUUGUCAUCUAUAGUCACCGGCGACUCCAGGCAGCUUCCUAGUCCUCAAAAUCUGAAAGGGAAAAUCCUAGUGAAGGGAAAGAAGUUGCCAUACAGUCUUGGAGCAGAUGCUGAGGAAGGAGAAGUUUCUGAUGAGGACAGUGCUGAUGAAAUUGAAGAUGACUGCAAAUUAAAGUCCUGCUAUAGUAAUGGUGCAACAGAGCACCAAGUGGAAUCUUUUAUAAGAACAAAGCUUGAAUCUCUGGUAAAAGAAUCGCAAAUCAGGGACAAAGAAGAUCCUGACAGCUUCACUGUGAGAGCACUGUUAAAGGCAACUCACGAAGGUCUAAGUGUUAACCUGAAACAGAACCUGGACACAAAAGAAGGUGGAAAAAAGUCUCAUAGUCGAUCAUUAAUGGGCAACUUCGGUAAACACAAAAAAGCAGGGAAGGCAACAUCCAAAUAUAGCGCAUCAGACGAUGAAGAAAAUCAGCAAAACUCUUCUGGAAAGGAAGCAGGGCAGCUCCACAGCAGACUGGCUCGUCGAAGAAAAACUGUGAAGCUGUGCCGAGCUCUGUCUGACCUGGUGGUGUACACAAACUCUGUGGCAGCCCAGGAUAUAGUAGAUGAUGGAUCAACAGGGAACGUGCUGUCGUUCAGUGAAACAAGAGCCCACCAAGCAGUGCAGCAGAAGGCCGAACAGUUCAUGCUUUACAACCAGAAGCAGCUUACAAGGGUCUACCCAUCGGCAUAUCGGAUCGACUCCAGCAACUUUAACCCUUUACCUUACUGGAAUGUUGGUUGCCAGUUAGUGGCACUAAACUACCAGUCUGAGGGACGUGUGAUGCAAUUAAAUGAAGCAAAAUUUAGGGUAAAUGGCAACUGUGGUUAUGUCCUCAAACCUCAGCAGAUGUGCAAAGGCACAUUCAACCCCUACUCUGCCGAUCCACUUCCUGCCAGUCCCAAAAAGCAGCUCAUUCUGAAAAUAAUCAGUGGACAGCAGCUACCUAAGCCUCCUGACUCAAUGUUGGGUGACAGAGGAGAGAUAAUAGAUCCUUUUGUCGAGGUGGAAAUUAUUGGAUUACCUGUUGACUGCUGUAAAGAUCAGACCAGGGUGGUUGAUGACAAUGGGUUUAAUCCUGUUUGGGAGGAAACACUCACUUUUACCAUUCACAUGCCUGAAAUAGCUUUGGUCCGAUUUCUUGUUUGGGACCAUGACCCUAUUGGGCGAGACUUCGUGGGACAAAGAACCGUGGCCUUUAGCAGCCUUGUGCCUGGUUACCGCCAUGUGUAUUUAGAAGGACUGACAGAAGCAUCCAUAUUUGUUCAUAUAACCAUUAAUGAAAUCUAUGGAAAGAAUAAGCAGCUGAUAGGACUCAGAGGGUUGUUUAACAAGAACCCUAAGCACAACGCUGCUGAAACGAGCGGUCACUAUGUACGGAAGCGAUCUAUUGGUGACCGGAUUCUCCGGCGCACAGCUAGUGCACCUGCAAAAGGCAGAAAGAAAAGUAAAAUGGGUUUUCUGGAAGCCACGGAAAUUAAAGACAGUACCUCUGAACCAGCAGACCUGAAAGACAAAGAAGGAGUCGUAAGGCGUACAAGCCGGAGUUUGCAAGCCCGUCCUGCUUCUAUGCCAGUGGACAAAUACCUUCUGGUAGGACUGCCGUGCCCGGAUAAUGAAACUGCUCAAGAUGCCAAAGGAAAAGAAAACACAUCUGCCAACAGUGAUGGCAAUAAAAAUGAGAAGGAAACGAACUUGAAAGAAUCUGUUUUCAUCUGUUCUGAGAAAACAGCAAAUAUUUCAAAUUCGGCUUCUCCCUUUGCAAAGGAGAAGGCCCAGAAGGAAACGACAGUUGAUUCUUCCUUAGUACCACCUCUCCAGGAACAACAUGAAAAUUCAGUUUUCACAAGUGGUGGAGCUGAAACAAAUCACCUCAAAGGCUAUGAAGAAAAUCAUUUUUCUGGUGAAACUGUCCCUCCAGUGCAGGCCUCUCAUUUUGAGCUUGUCACAGAAAAAAUAGAAGACAAAAACUGUGCAGACAAUAAAAAGGAAGAUGACACAAAAGAGACUAAGGAGGAGAAAACUCUUGUGGGGACUUUGCUUUCUGAAAAAGUAGAGGAGAUGGAAAAUCUCAACCACGACAUCGUCCAGAGGAGCACUGCAGCAGGUCUGUCUCUGACGGACACUUCCUCUCCUGCCUGCUCCGGUGCUCCUGACUUACAUUCCACCUCAGCCAUGCAAGACAGUGACAUUUCUCGCCUCAUAGAGGAAGUUUCUUUAGUGAGUGAGAGCGAGCUGGAUAGUGCUGUCUCAGCUCUGAUCAGGCAGCUGGAUGUCACAGACGCCCAAACCAAUCUCACUGUGCUCUCAGGCCUCCAUGGCACUGGCAGCCAGACCUUCAGCGCCAUGCCUGCGCGCCCCUGCGUGCUUACUGCAGAACUUAACACUCCCUGUAAAAAUGACGUUAUUAGCACAAAAUCCAUCAAAUCCCCAUUGUUCUCAACUCCAGAUCCAGCCCUGUUCUCCAGCCCCGAGACUGCAGAGUAUUCUGUGUACGCAAUUAUCCACGAAACAUCUCUUACGCCACCUUCCGAAUAUAAGACACACAGUGGAUUAGUUUGCAAGAAAAAGUCAAACAGUGUAGAAAAUAACGUGCCUAGCACACCUUGUUCUUCACCUCUCUCUUUGCCAAGUGCAGAUCCCAAAAGGAAAUGUGGAAUGAGCUGGGAAGCCACCAAGUCUGCCAGCUCUCUUGCUUCCAGUAGCCUCAUCUUUGAGGAGAUGCUUGUGGACCCUCCCACGGGUGAGAAUUCGGAAAGCAGCAGUCUUGUAGAAAUCGAUGGGGAUUCUCAGGAUCUCUUGGUAACUACAUGUGAGUACAGGCGGGAAGACAUGAGCCAGCUGGCCUCCCCUUUAAAACUGAGGCAGGAGCAGGACAGCAGGCGCUGCGGUGAGAGGACCUUUGGGAGUUGCGCAGCUGUCGAGCUCUGUGCUGCUGCCCUGGACUGCUCAGAUAGCUUCAGGACUGCAGGGCGUAAACUCCCUUUUCCAGUCUGUGGAAACGUUGAUUUUCUACAUCACCAUCAUCACGCAGAUAAACAGAAAGAUGCGAUGUGUUCCUCCAAGGGAUCCCAACUCAAAGUACACUCAUCGGUGCUCCAAAGUUCUUUGGCCUUCCCUCCCUCUUCAGCCGUCAAACAGACCAGCCCUUGCAAAUCCAAGAGUCUCGGUGACUUGACGUCGGAGGAUAUUUCCUGCAAUUUCGAAAGUAAGUAUCAGUACAUCAGUAGGAGCUUUGUCACGUCCGGCAUGAGAGACAAGAAGCUUGCUGCUAUGAAGACCACGAGACCCCAUUCCACAGAUGCUCUGACGGAACAGCUGAGAAAACUGGUGUCCCUGGACCAGGAGGACAGCCACCAGAUGCUGUAUUCCAGGCAGAUCGAGGAAGACUGCCCAAAGGCCCUGGUCAGAAAGCUGUCGUCCAGAAGCCAGAGCAGAGUGCGGAACAUAGCCAGCCGCGCCAAGGAGAGGCAGGAAGCCGCCAGCAAGCAAAGGUCUUCGCACACAAGCAGCAUAGCAGGGGUCGUGCUUCGGAACAAGCCUUCGGCGUCUCCUCACGUGAUCAACAGGCAUUCGACGGGCUCGUACAUAGCCAGGUACCUGAGCAGCUUCCCCGGGGAGGACGUGGAGGGCCGAGGAAUACCGGAGGGCGCCUGCGCUGCUCUGCACUACGGCUGCAGCGACCAGUUGUGUGCACGCAAUUCCGUUCUGCAGCUGGAACCCAACAGCGAUGAUAAGCCAGAAAUUUAUUUCCUGCUGAGGCUGUAGAUUGUAUAAAUGUACAUCUUCAAUGUUUACAAACUAUUUCAAUGAAAUGAAGGAUUUUUAGCAAGAAGUACUGUUUUGAGGGUUGUUUAAAUUAUUUAGAAAUGCAAUUUCAUGCUAGUGAUUCGGCUGUGAUUUAAUGUUCCCUUUCCUGUCAACGCUUAUGUAAAUAGAAACUGUGCUCCGUCCUUCUGUAUGUAUUACUUUAAUUUAGAAAUUAUAAAAGGAAGUAGUCUGAGGACUAUUUGCAUGCAAUAAGCAUCUGUAUUUGUAAUGCACCGCGUUUUAACAGAUGAGCACAUCUGUGUUCAAGAGCAUAACGUUGCAAUGAAUGCAAGAGUAUUUUCCUGUUUUCCUGAAGCCCUACUGUUUGGGAAAAAAAUUGUGAUCCCUUUUGGCCUUUCAUGCAAUUUCUACUAAGUGUAGUGCUUUCUGUUCUUGGUAAUUCCUUUGGGGUUCAGUUUCUGAACUAGGACUCAGACCCUUGCUUAGUACCGCUGUUUUCACUCUACCUGUACUCAGUUGUUAGCGUUUAUUUUCCAUGUUUCCAUUUAGGAGCUGUGAUUCUACAAGAAACAAUUUGUAGAACUAGGGUUAGUCCAAAUUUGUGAGUGAUGCAUAGGUCUGUCUCCUGCCCACUCUGUGAAGUAUAGCAGCAGUUGUAUUCUAUUUUUGUCCAUGUGUGGAAUGCUAAUUUCAGGCCGGAGUGGAACGUGGGAGUAAUCCAGCAUUUAUCAACUGAAAACAUUUAAUUUCUGCAUAUUUUGUUACGUACUUUUGCUAUUGGUUGUGUUUGUAACUUCAAUAUGGUAGCAGAUCUGUUUUCUGUAUAUUUGUAAUUUUAUUGUUAAAUUGUUGACAGUCAGUGGGAUAUUUAAAGCUGACAUGGUGUAGAGUAACUAUUUUGACUGUCCUUCAUCUUUUUCUAUGAACAUUGAAAGUGAAUUGAGUGAGUAAUCUCAAACACCUGAGGCUUCCCUGCAGGGAGCAACAUAGCUUUAUUUUGGUUUAAAGAUAUUCUUUGUCUUCACUGUAAGUUUUUUUCUUAUAUGUAAAAGAUGUACCUUUUACCUCUUUCUUUUUGUAAUGCAGAGUAUUAUUCUUGAGAACAUCAUUAAAAUAGAUUUUUAAGCACCUGGUUACAUGUUUACUGAAACCGUAGCAAAUGCAAUUAUGGUUAAAAUAACAGUAGUGAUUGCACACGUCUGUCUUGCCGUGAGCUUGCAAUAAACUUUCAGAAAGGGGGAAAUUCCAUCAUUUCAAGUGAUGGUGAUGUUUCUUGGCUAGAAACUUGCAGCUGAGCUCCUCUCUUCUCUGGAUAGGAAGCCAGGUUUACUGAGAAUGUCUAACUACCUGCCUAUCCCUAAUUCCCAAUAGGAUUUUUUUUUAAGUUCUUUCUUUAGAAGAUGGAUUUAGUUUUGUAAUUAUAAUUUGCAUUUUUUUUCCUUCUGGGCUUCACUGUACUUUUUUCAUGUACUUUUCCUUGCCUCCAUCUUACCUUGCUGUCCAGGUCAGAAAUGUGCUCUGUUUAUUGUUUAGCAUUCCUUAAAUUCCUGUGGAGUC
This is a messenger RNA of Cygnus olor (mute swan), 11866 nucleotides long. It is a transcript of the gene PLCH1, whose product is annotated as phospholipase C eta 1. Gene Ontology annotation, biological process: lipid metabolic process; phosphatidylinositol-mediated signaling. The record is from RefSeq and is a predicted model, not a curated record. Bases 5213 to 10306 code for a protein of 1697 amino acids. NCBI's taxonomy places the organism in Eukaryota, Metazoa, Chordata, Aves, Anseriformes, Anatidae. Gene Ontology annotation, molecular function: phosphatidylinositol-4,5-bisphosphate phospholipase C activity; calcium ion binding. The transcript is spliced from 24 exons.